UCCCUCUAAGUAAGAAUUCCUUCGUACCUGUCUGAACAGGGUAAGUUGGACCGCUGUAGGGCAGAGGAAAGAAAGAAAUAGAAAGAAAAGAAAGGGAAUCAGGAGAAGGAAAGUAGGAGGAACAAAAGGGACACAUUUAAAGAGCACAAACAGAAAAGAGGUGUGUAAGAGACAAUUUCGGAACGGACACAGAGCGAGAGACGAGUUUAUCAAGUCCUCGAGGCUUCACAUUUGCUUUUUUCCCUGCUCCCUGCUGGGCUGUUUUUCAACUUUCUGAGACCCGUGGCUAUUUUUGUCCGUCAGUGUUAGAGUGGUUUGGGAUGGAUGCCAUCAUGCUGCAAGAAAAACUGGUGGAACGGCUGCUGUGCCCACGAGUGAGAACAGCCAGGCAGAAGGAGAAACAGUAUGUGGGUUUUGCAACUCUGCCCAACCAAGUCCACAGGAAGUCGGUGAAGAAAGGCUUCGAUUUCACGCUGAUGGUUGCAGGAGAGUCUGGUAUGGGUAAAUCCACCCUGGUCAACAGCCUGUUCCUCACAGACCUCUACAAAGACAGGAAGUUACUGAAUGCUGAAGAGCGUAUCAACCAAACGGUGGAGAUCAUCAAACACACGGUAGACAUUGAGGAGAAAGGAGUCAAGCUCAAGCUGACCAUCGUUGACACGCCGGGGUUUGGAGACGCAGUCAACAACAACGAGUGCUGGAAGCCGAUCACAGACUACAUAGAUCAGCAGUUUGAGCAAUACUUCAGGGAUGAGAGCGGGCUAAACAGAAAGAACAUUCAAGACAACCGAGUCCACUGCUGCCUUUACUUCAUCCCUCCUUUUGGGCAUGGGCUGCGACCGGUGGAUGUUGAGUUCAUGAAGGCUCUUCAUGAAAAAGUUAACAUAAUUCCUCUCAUUGCAAAAGCCGACUGCCUCACACCCAAUGAGAUAAAAAAGCUCAAAGACAGAAUACGAGAGGAAAUAGACAAGUUCGGGAUCAAAGUGUACCAGUUCCCCGAAUGUGACUCAGAUGAGGAUGAAGAGUUUAAACAACUUGACAAAGAGCUGAAGGAGUGCACCCCGUUUGCUGUGAUCGGCAGUAACACGGUGGUGGAGGCUCGAGGGCAGAGAGUGAGAGGGAGACUGUACCCCUGGGGAAUUGUUGAAGUGGAGAACCAGUCGCACUGUGACUUUGUGAAAUUGAGGAACAUGCUGAUACGUUCACACAUGCACGACCUCAAAGACGUGACCUGCGACGUCCACUACGAAAAUUACAGAGCGCAGUGCAUACAGGAGAUGACCAGUAAACUGGCUCAGGAUAAUCGCAUGGAGAGUCCCAUCCCCAUUCUGCCGCUGUCCACCCCGGAUGCUGAGACUGAGAAACUAAUCAAAAUGAAAGAUGAAGAGCUGAAGAGGAUGCAGGAGAUGCUGACUAAGAUGCAGCAGCAGAUGCACGACAAAGACUAGUCUCCCGGAGCAGAGCUGGCCUGCAGCGCCACCUGCUGUUUCUCCCCUGACCGACAGUGAGACCUUCAGACAUUGAACAUGGAUAUCACGUGUUAGUGGCAAAUCUGGCUGUACAUUUAUCCUCAGUUUGGUGCUUUGUAUAGUUUGUUUGCCUGGACGGUUGUUUGUCAGAGCAUUUUGUCUCUGAAAUUAUCCGUUUGCCCAAUUUGAGUCCCUCGCUGUGGUUUAACAGUCUUAACAUAUAUAAUAUAAAUGCCUAAUUUAAAUUACUACUCAGUGUGUCUAAUUUAUAAAUGCAAUGCUAAACUUUUGGGAUAUUUUGUCAGGGUAUGAUGUGUACAAGAUGUUUUGUAAAGAAAUUUAGUUUGUUGGUAAUGUUAAGAUUUGAUGGAUGUUGUUUUUUUAUUAUGUGUUUGUGAGUUUGUGUUUGGGUGCGUGAGUGUUUGUAUUUCAUGACAGUUCCUCCAAUUAUCCGUCCAUAAAACGCCAUAUUAUCCACAGUGACUUUACUUUUUUCUAUCAAAGUUUUGCUCUUAUUAAUUUGCUCUUUGAUCCUCAUGAAUACCUUCAUGUGAUAUUUUUUUCCCAUACUGUAUGGCAAGUCAAAUAUUUUCUCCCAACAAUUUUAUAUGUGCUGGGAGAAAACUAACUGUGAAUGGCGAUCCUUUGACAUAAUGCGAGGGUCGGUGCAGUGGCAGGGUGCAUGUGCAGGGUGCAUGUGCAGGCAUGCUGCCAUCGUAUACGCUAAAUGCUGUGGGCCUAUUUUUACUGCUUAAUAGCUGAUGCCCUCUGCCUGUAUUAAAUACAUCAUGACCUACAGUAUGCUUUGUUGGUAAAAAUAGAUCAAUAAUGAGGAGCGGAUACUGUGUCUAUGCUUCUGUUUUAUAUGUCUCUUUGGAAGUAAGGUGUGUGUGUGUGCGUGUAUGCGUGCGUGCGUGCUGAGGAACAUUACAUUUUGCCUGAAAGCUGAGCUUAGCCUGUGCCCCAUUUAUAAAAGUGUGACAAAUAAACUUGUUUUUCGUC
This is a messenger RNA of Etheostoma cragini (Arkansas darter), 2471 nucleotides long. It is a transcript of the gene septin5a, whose product is annotated as septin 5a. Gene Ontology annotation, molecular function: GTPase activity; GTP binding; molecular adaptor activity. The transcript has 11 exons. The record is from RefSeq and is a predicted model, not a curated record. Bases 321 to 1448 code for a protein of 375 amino acids. Lineage: Eukaryota; Metazoa; Chordata; Actinopteri; Perciformes; Percidae. Gene Ontology annotation, biological process: cytoskeleton-dependent cytokinesis; regulation of exocytosis. Gene Ontology annotation, cellular component: septin ring; synaptic vesicle; cell division site.